Molecule: messenger RNA, 1927 nt
Organism: Engraulis encrasicolus (European anchovy)
Lineage: Eukaryota; Metazoa; Chordata; Actinopteri; Clupeiformes; Engraulidae
Product: testican-1-like
Exons: 11
Coding region: 1-1323 (440 amino acids)
Biological process (GO): anatomical structure development
Molecular function (GO): protein binding; calcium ion binding; extracellular matrix binding
Source: RefSeq, a predicted model, not a curated record
AUGGGGGAAGCCGUGCCAGUUGGCAUGGCGAUGGGCCAGGGCAACAGCAGGCUGGCAGCAGGCCGGCUCCAGCACAGAGAUGCCACUCCUACUCUGCCAUCCCCCUCUGCCAUCCCCUGCCCUGCCAGUUUCAGGCUAGAGUCCAGAGCCCAAAGGAGGCAGAGACAUUUAGUCGCCGACCAUGCCAAAUGGCGUUUGUCUGUUGCCAAAGACAGUGAAAUGACGGAAAGUCUGGAUGUGACGAAGGAUCCGUGUCUGAAGGUGCGCUGCCCUCCCCACAAGGUGUGCGUGAGCCACGACUACCAGACAGCCAUCUGCACCAAUCACAAGCAAGCACCACACAGCAGUGCGAAGCCCAGGAAAGGAAGUGUGACUCACAAGCAGCACAAGGCAGUGGAAGUGCAUCAUGGGAAGUGUAGGCCAUGUCCCGCCCUCCAGCCCAGCCCUGUGUGUGCCUCAGAUGGACACACCUACACGUCCACGUGUAAACUGGACUUCCAGGCGUGCACCUCUGGGAAGAGUCUGGUGGUGAAGUGUGAGGGUCCCUGCCCGUGUCUCCCAGGACAGGAGCUCAUCAAGCACCACAGCGACAAGACCGUGUGUACAGACAGUGACCUGCGUAGUCUGGCCUCGCGCCUCAAGGACUGGUUUGGAGUGCUGCACCAGGAUGCCAACAGAGACCUCAAGAAAUCCAGUGACAACACGCAAAGCCACUUUGACACCAGCAUCCUGCCCAUCUGCAAGGACUCCCUGGGCUGGAUGUUCAACAAGCUGGACAUGAAUUACGACCUGCUGCUGGACCACACGGAGCUGAGCGCCAUCUACCUGGACAAGUACGAGCUCUGCAUGCGGCCGCUCUUCAACUCCUGUGACUCCUUCAAGGACGGCAAGCUCUCCAACAACGAGUGGUGCCUCUGCUUUCAGAAACCAGAUGGUCUUCCCUGCCAGAAUGAAAUGAACAGGAUUCAGAAUCAAAGCAGAAGAAAGCCUCUAUUAGGAGCGUAUAUCCCGCGGUGUACUGACGAGGGCUACUAUAAAGCCACCCAGUGUCAUGGCAGCCAGUGUUGGUGUGUGGACAAAUACGGCAACGAGAUCGCCGGCUCUCGGAAGCAGGGCAAUCCCACCUGUGAGGAGGACCAGGAGACGUCUGGAGACUUUGGCAGCGGCGGGGCCGUGAUCCUAUUGGACGACCAGGAGGAGGAGGAGACUCACCUGAUUGGCCGACAGAAGGAGAGGCGAGCCAGGCUCCGCCCACGUGGCACCAUUGAAGACGACGAGGAUGAAGACGAUGACAAAGAUGAUGAGAUUGGCUACCUCUGGUAGCUCUGUACAUCAGUCGAUGUUUCUUGCUCUCUCAUUGGCUGUCUUUCUCUGCCUGCCCCGCCUUCUCUCUCUGUCUCUUUCUCAAAGAUGAGAUUGGCUACCUGUGGUUGCUCUGCCCAUUAGUCAGUCAUUCUCGCUCUGUCAUUGGCUCUCCAGUUACCUGGCCCAGCCUCUCUCUCUCUGUCAUUGGUCAAACAUGGACCUUAGUCCUACUGCACAGAUCGAAAGCCAUUCCAAUACCUUGUUCUCCAUAACUUUUGAGUCUAUUCAUUCUUCAUAAUCCUUCUAUGUCCCUUUUCUUAAUUUUCUCCCUUCGUUAUUAGUUUCUCCCUCCUGUUUUCUCUUCUCUGACGAUCUUCUCAAAGUGAUGACUCGUGAUGGUCACGAGACAUUAUGUCAGUAAAGACCUUUAUGACGAUAAACGAGUGUGUCCCAAUUUCUCUUCUACUUCAUACUCCUCUAUCGAACCUCUAUCCUGCUAUGCCUGUCAUAUACCCUCUCUGUUUUCAGCCUCUUUGACCUGACCUAUCUGCCUCUCUUUCUUUCUCUUCAUCUGCCGAUAUCUCUCACUCUCAUAAUCUCUCUCUUUCAGUCAAGUUUAUAG